Messenger RNA from Pseudonaja textilis, 4049 nucleotides. It is a transcript of the gene PTPRC, whose product is annotated as protein tyrosine phosphatase receptor type C. NCBI's taxonomy places the organism in Eukaryota, Metazoa, Chordata, Lepidosauria, Squamata, Elapidae. The record is from RefSeq and is a predicted model, not a curated record. Gene Ontology annotation, molecular function: protein binding; protein tyrosine phosphatase activity. Gene Ontology annotation, biological process: protein dephosphorylation; negative regulation of protein kinase activity; positive regulation of peptidyl-tyrosine phosphorylation.
UGUAGUUAAAAUUUUGCUUGACAGAGGAAGCUGCUUCUUGGAUUAUAAGGACGUGUUUCAAUAGACAGACAUCCACAUGCUGUUUUGUAAGGAUACACAUAACCACUGGAUAUAACCAUGUUUUUGUGGCUAGAACUCUUGGUGUUUGGCUUGGCUCUUGUGGACAUGGAAGUUUUCAUAAAUGGCCAAACAACAGCACCACAAACAACAUCUAUUAUGAAAGCAACAAAUGGAAAAACAACUCCUGACUUUUCAUUGACUCCUUCACGCACCACUCCAUUCUCACCUGCAAGCACCUUUGAAGCAAAGCCUGGUUCUCCAACCAACGAAACAGUGCCUCCUCCUGUUUCUCAGGCUGUUAAUUUUACUGAAACCUCUCUUACCAAAGAGAGUGUGGCUUUCACUGCUACAUCUGCUUCCCUCACUAUCUCAGAUGAUGAAAAUACUUUCUUUACUCCAACCACUGGCACUGCAACAAGCAUCUCUUCAGGUCUCCCAAACACCACCUCAAUAGAUACACAAAACCUUUGUGCCAAUAUUCAGCUUUCUAAGGACUUUACAAAGGAUCGUCAUGCUGCAAAUCUUAAGUUUGAUGGAUCAUUAGAUUUGCUGAAUGUUACCUGCAUUUCUUGUGACUGGGAAAAAGAGACCAAUACUUUAUCUCAUCUGACAGAAUGCCAAACCUAUAACAUAACAGCAAAGUUCAGCAAAGAUUGCGAGAAAAAGUUUUCCAUUAAUGUUCCUAUUUCUGAUAACAAGCAAUUGAAUGCAACCGUCACUAAUAUUACAAUAAAUUUAUUUUGGGACACUGAUGAUAAGUGUGAAUUGAAAUAUUCAUAUUGUUGUUUCCCAAAGGGUAAUGAGUCUAGUGCCAUUUGUGAUGAAGGAAAAAAGUCACAGUAUCUGUUUAAGGUGUUACCCAACACAAAUUAUACAUGCAAUUCAAGUAUUCAAGGAUUACGUUUUCUUAACAAACCAGUACGUCAAACACAUGAGUUAACAACAGACUAUGGAAUACCAGACCCACCUAAAAGCUGUCCAUUAUAUCCAACUAAAGAAAGUGUAACAGUUGCUUGGAGUGCACCACAAAACCUGAGAAAUGGCCCUAUUCAUGGUUAUAAUAUCAAAAUACUCAAUGCUGAAACUGAUCGUAUUCUAAGAAGUAUGAGAGAAAAUAAUAACAUGCACCAUAAAAUGACUGAUUUAGAACCUUACACAGAGUAUAAAGUGAUGGUAUGGGCAUACACAGAGAAAAAAAAUAAUCUACUACUUGAGGGGGAUCCCUGUAUUAGUACUACUACGACUCUGCCAACACAACCAAGUCCUUUGAAAAAACUUGAGUUAAGCAUAUCCAAAGAUGGAAACAAUAUUGUAGAAGUUUCUUGUGUGGGACCAGAGAAAUUAAAUGGACCUCAGUCAGUCUAUACAUUAAAAUGGGAUAGCGGUGAUAAAAAGAGCUUCAACAAUUGCAAAUUCAAAGUGGACAACCUUUCUUUUUUGAAAACAUACACUUUUCAAGUACUUGUUUCCAAUGGAUAUUAUUCUACAGAGCCAAUAUCGGAAAAAAUAACCACCAAGUAUGAUAUUAAAGCUGUCAUUGGAUUCUUGGCAUUCCUGAUUAUUGUAACCGUUUUGGCUUUACUUCUUGUCUUGUAUAAAAUAUACAUCCUUAACAGAAAGAACUCAAGUGAUGAAGAAGAAGGAGUAAGGCUUGUAACAAGAGAUGAUGAAAGACACAUGAAGAAUAUAGACCCAAUCCCUGCCGAGUUAUUGUGGGAAGCUUACAAGAGAAAAAUAGCAGAUGAAGGAAGGCUUUUUCUGGAUGAAUUUCAGAGCAUUCCCAGAGUCUUCAGUAAAUAUCCCAUAAAAGAAGCACGCAAGCCUUAUAACCAGAACAAGAACCGUUACAUCGAUAUCCUCCCUUAUGAUUACAAUCGUGUGGAGCUUAACACAAGCCCCGGGGAACAGGGAUACGACUACAUAAAUGCAAGCUAUAUCGAUGGUUUUAAAGAAAUGAAAAAAUACAUUGCUGCACAAGGUCCCAAGGAAGAGACAAUAGAUGAUUUCUGGAGAAUGAUCUGGGAACAAAAAGCAACCAUUGUUGUCAUGGUGACUCGCUGUGAGGAAGGCAACAAGGUCAAAUGUGCCAAGUAUUGGCCAUCAAUGGAGGAGGAGACUGCAUCUUAUGGGGACAUUAUAGUAAGCAUAAAUGAAUGCAAAAUGUGUCCAGACUACAUAAUUCGAAAGCUGCACAUCAACCAUAGAAGAGACAAGUCAGCAGGAAGAGAUGUGACCCACAUUCAAUUUACAAGCUGGCCAGAUCAUGGGGUACCUGAUGACCCCCAUCUUCUGCUCAAGCUGCGCCGCCGAGUCAAUACUUUAAGCAACUUCUUUAGUGGCCCAAUAGUAGUCCAUUGCAGUGCUGGUGUAGGACGCACUGGAACCUAUAUUGGGAUUGAUGCAAUGCUGGAAGCAUUAGAGGCUGAAGGACGAGUUGAUGUCUAUGGCUAUAUUGCAAAAUUACGGCGUCAGCGAUGCCUCAUGGUUCAAGUGGAGGCACAGUACAUCUUGAUCCAUCAUGCUUUGGUUGAAUAUGUCCAAUUUGGCGAAACAGAAGUCUUUGUUUCAGAACUGCCCAACUAUCUCAGUCAGAUGAAGAAAAAGGAUUCUCUCAGUGAACCUUCUCUGCUGGAAGCUGAAUUUCAGCGAAUGCCUUUAUACAAGAAUUGGCAGAAUCAGAAAGCUGGUAGAAAAGAAGAAAACAGACAGAAAAACCGGAGUGCCACAGUAAUUCCAUAUGAUUACAACAGAGUGUUAUUCAAACACGAAGAAGAAGGGAACAGAGAGAGUGAACAAGAUGUUGAUUCAUCUGAUGAAGAUAGUGAUUGUGAAGAGGAACCCAAUAAAUAUAUCAAUGCUUCCUUUAUACCCAGUUACUGGGCUCAAAACGGAAUUAUAGCAACCCAAGGACCACUUCCAGAAACAAUAGGUGACUUCUGGAACAUGAUUUAUCAAAAGAAAGUCAAAGUGAUUGUUAUGCUGACAGACAAUCCGGAACUCUGUGCAGAGUAUUGGCAAGAAGAAAAAAUGACAUAUGAUAAUAUCACUGUUGAACUAAAAGACAGCAACUGUAGCCCCAGUUAUACCAUUCGUGCCUUUGACAUAACUCAUAUAAAGAAGAAAGACAGCAGGAAAGUGUUUCAGUAUCAGUACCAUAAAUGGGAUAGUUCUGCUCUCCCAGAAACCCCCCAAGACUUAAUCACCAUGAUCCAGAAUCUCAAACAGAAGUUUUCAACCCAAGAUGCAGCUAAAGCAAAUGUGACCAACAAGAACAAGAACGUUCCACUUGUUGUCCAUUGUGGUGAUGGUUCUAAACAAACGGGAGUAUUUUGUGCUUUGCUAAAUCUCUUGGAAUGUGCUGAGACUGAAGGGGUAAUUGAUGUUUUCCAAGUGGUGAAAGCUCUUCGUAGAGCCAGAACAGAAAUGGUUUCCUCUUUUGAAGAUUAUCAGUUUCUUUACGAUACUAUUGCAAGCCUGUAUCCUGCCCAGAAUGGAAAGCUGCAAAAUGCUCAAUGCCACGAACAAAUCACUAACAUCCAGAAUGAAGUCAAGAAGGAAGAAGAGAGUAACUCUUUGGAAUCCGAUUUCCAACUUAUGAGUCAAGAAAAUGGAAAUGAUGCUGAAAUAUGCAAUGAUUUCAAAGCCAAGGAUACAUCCAGGGAAGCAGAGAGUUCUAUUAAUGGACCUACAAAUCCAGUUUUGAGUGACAUGGCUUAGAAUUUGAAUCAAUCCUCUGUCUGCGCGACAGAGAAUCUUCCCACAAAAGAAAAUUGAAAGCAGAAUAUGAGAAAUGGCCAUCCCCAUGCAGAACACAUCUUGUAAAACUCAUGAUUAUUUUCCUCCAAGGAACAACAUGGAAGAAUGAGGAACUUUUGGAUAAAUAUAAGAAGACUGUGAAUGUUGUAUGUGUGUUUGUAUGGAGAUAUGGAGAUUUUAAUCACUUAGGUGUGAUUUGCACUGUUUAAUGUUUUUGAAAGUACAGCAUUUUU